AUCUCAGUUUCGCAGCCUCCCUUCCGCGGUCCGCAUCAACUCUGGUUCACGUCGCUGGCGCAGAGGUGUGUCGUUUUAUCAGUGUUUCUUUCGUCGUGUCGUGCACCUUGAAACCUUGAAAUACACACGUCAGUCCAGUUUAAUCGCCGGUGGAACGGGGAUCCCGCGAUUGGGGACGAUCUCCACGAGAGAUUCUCUUCGCGGCGCGGCGCAGAGACCGAAAUUGCGGAGGAUCAAGUGGAAAAUCGGAAAAUCGGCUCGUUCGACUUAACCGCGCGACGUUCGAUCACUGGGAGUAUGUUAUCUGUGCUAUAGGUGAUCCAGCAAGGACUGGCAAGGACAAUGGUGCGCGAUCAGGAGCUCCCCACGCGCGUUACUUGAAGCGGUACUCCCGGGAGCGAAGCAGCAAGAAUGAGCGACGUUCGCUUGGCAGCUAACGAACACCAGCAGGAUCGUCGUCCACGGUGAGAUUGAACCGAGAAGCUCUAGCUGAGCGUGCCGCGCAGCGACAGGGGUCGCGGAGACAGACAAGAGCAAACGAGAUCCUCCCAUCCCCUCGCAGCGAUUUCUUCGCCCUUAAUCCACCGGCGCAACCAAGCGGUGGGAGGAACCAGCAACCACCGACGGAGGUUGAACCCAAGGAUUUAUCAAGGAUUCGUUUCGUCUCUCAACGAGUCUCUAUCGUUUCUGCUCUCCUCAGAACCGCGAUACGGAAACGGCCCCCAGGCCGUCCCUGGUGAAUCCGGGUUCGGUGAAUCCUGUUCACAGUUCACCGACAGACCGUCUACAAGAUGUUCCUGUACGCGUGACGAGACUGGUCGUUCGUUAAUCGUUCGAUAUGACGUCGGUGAAUCGAGUCGAGCGUCCGUCUUUGAAGAGAACUUGAGUGGCCACCGGAUAGGGUAAAUUACAGUUCCGUGGCUCGGAUCGGAUCGAUGAUCGUCCCUCUGGAGAGAUGCGAAGCCCGUACCGUAGGAACCGCGUGGCCGUCGCAAGGAACUCGAUUUUAGGUCCUCGCUCGUUUACAUUCCCCAGCGAGUGGCUGUCGCCCGGCGUACGGGUCUAAUCGGCGCGUCGUAAGUCUAAAUUGAAUCGUAAUUGCGAAUCGGAUAUUGGACCGUGUCCGAAGUGAUAGGAUCGAUGAGCAGGAACUAGCCGGGACGAGUAUCUCGGUGGAAUAACGGUGUCGCGGUUGCCAGUGCGGCGAAUCCUCGACGGUGGUGAUAUGUCAGCGUAGGGUCGGCAAAGAUGAUGAGCGAGCUGAACGCGACGAAGGUCGUCGAGACCUCGAACACCACGAUGAAUCUCGUAUCGACGAUAUCGUCGUCGCCGCCUAGCGCGGUCGCAGCCGCGAUUAGCGCUGGCACGGCGAUCCCGACUAAUCCGUCCACGACAGUAACGGGUGGAGCUGCGGUGACCAGCACCCCUAAGCCCGACCAUCACGUCUACAACACGACCGGAUACCUCGUGGAGCACGACGAGCUCGAUCACAGUAUACUCGCUGGUUUCUCAGACAUACAAACAGUUUUCCUAGCGUGUAUCUCGACGCUGCUGCCUCUGAUCGUCGCGCUGGGAAUCGCCUUCGGCGUCAGACACGUAUGGAGGAAAUAUCGGAACAGACGAGACAGCUCGAGUGGAUUGCCCUGGUACAGGAGUGUUUGCUCUAGAGACAAUACCGCCGAAUCCUUGCGUCAUCGGCCCCACUCGGCAAGCACGACCAUUCAGUCAGCCACGCGGAUUCUCUCUGCACAGGACCUGGUGAACGGCCUCGAUGGACCCAGGUAUAUCUGCGAGACCGAGGUCAUGGAGGAAGUGAGCGUGGCGAACGCUGUCCCGAUGGAAUGUACUCCUCCAGGGAAUCAUACUAAUAAAAACGCCAAUGGGAACAUCAUCACCCUCACCCUCAAGAACAAUCACCUCAUCGUGGAGACGGAGGAACGAGCAGUGACGAUGGAGGAUAAUAAAACCCGCAGGUACCAAGAUAACGGGUGCUCGUUCGUGGUGGAGGUGCAGUCUAGCUACAAAGGCGACGAAACGGAGGGCAAUAAAGGAUCCUCCGACGACAUGACCGCUAGCGUCACCGAUCAACAGGCCCUGGUUCACAGAGAAGAAAUUCCGGAGGAUCGAUCGCCGGGUUUCGAGAACACGAGACUAUUUGGGAGCACGAACACCGGUCUGUCGCAGUCUGAUCUCUCGAUCUCUAGCCAGGGUUCGGUUAAUCCCAGCUAUCGUUAUGGAAAUCAGGUGGAGUACGAUGCGGGCCAUCUGGGCUACCCAAUGUACGGGGGUAGUUACGAGUCCGAUACCCUGUCCAGGAAACUCGAGGGUGGCUCCAAAUGGGUGGAGUUCGAUAAGUCGCCUGACACCGAGAAGACGCUGCUAAACGUCUCGAAAACGUCGAGUAUCGAGAAGGACACCGAGGAAAGCCCCUCGAUGCAAAGUAAGCAGAACAACCUGGACGCCUCCCAGGGAUCCGGGGGAUCGAUGGAUCAGCAAGAUUCCACGGACGCGAGUGUCUCCACGGACACGGUGCGCUCGAACCCCAACCUCCAGGUGAACGGCACCACCCCGAACAAGCUGGAGAUCAUGGAGCAGAAGGCGUUGAGCAACGACUUUGGCAAAUCGGAGACGGCCAACAAGCCGGUGAUCACCGGCGCGUUGCUGAAGGACGACGUCCAGGAGGACACGUUCCAGGAGCAGCAACGGAAACUGGGUAAUGGGACCCUGACGCCCGAGCACAAAGAGGACAGGCCGAAGGAUCAGAAACCGGAAGCGAGCGCAUUCGUGCCUAGUCACAAGCGCAGCGGGAGCAUUCCGCCGCGACUGAUCGAGGAGAGCCUGGAAUUGGACCGGAAGAAGUCGCUGGACAUCUAUAGUCAGAUCAAGACCAGCACCAAGAGCAUACUUCCGGGUCUGAGCCCGAAGUUCGAGCUCCUUCAGAACGAAGUGAGCCCCAUCGAGGAGAAGGAGAGUUAAUGGAGACGGCCCGUCGUCCCAUCGUGUUCCGUCUCAGGGUGAAAGCACGACAUCGAAUCGAGCAUCGAGAGACGCCCCUUCGAGGACAUGCAGCGUCCCUUUGCCGCGGCGAUUUUCUACAAGAUCACUCGUACGGGGCAGAAUCAAAAUAAAUCACGAACCGGAAGAUCCCGUUUCAGGCAGAAACGCUUUUUAUUUAACCCCGCGCAUUUAAUUUUGGGACAGUGGUCGGGUGUGAAUUUGUGCACGACGCGCCUGACUCGUGAUUUUCACGUUCGGGGCGGAAUAGCCCGAUAACACGAGUUGGACGCGUAGGUGAGGGGGUUAACAAACAGCCAACACUCAUUGUAGAUAUUUCAUCAACGCCAACGCAUCCACGGGCGUCUCUUCUCUCUGCUGGUUCCGGGAACUUCCAUCUGUGGCCCACUUCGGGAAUUUGCGCGAUAUAGGGGAGAAAAAGGGCAAUUUCAUCGGGUGAUACGACGUCGUCGCCGUAACGGGCUCGCUCGAAGAAUUCUGCGGGAAAAAUGGUCGAAGGGAAAUAGGGAAGGAAAGAAACGGAGUUUGCCUAUGGCAGGUCGGGGAAGAAAAUUGGUGACAAGGAUCGAUUCGAGCGGAAGAAGGUGGCAGUGAUCGAGACAGAUUGGUCGUAUGCUGUGGAAACUGUGUUUUGUAGAUCCAACGUUGUGGGCGUUGUGUAGUGCUUCGUGUAGUACCUCAGCGCUAGCUUUGAUCCUCUAUCGCUGUCUGACAGCGAGCAAAGGACGAACAAGAACAUUAACAAGAAGAAGGAAAGGAAGGUUCAACGAUGUGGCUAUUGUGGUGCUUCAUGUAGUUCCUCAACCCUAGCUCUGAUCCUCCAUCCCUGUCUGACAGUAAGUCAAAGAAGAAGAAGAAGAAGAAGAAGAAGAAGGAAAAGAAUAUUAGCUUUUGGUUAUUUCUCUCUUAUCAUUAGAUAGGCUUCAAUUAACACUUAGUAAGUCAUCUUCGCGAAACUCACAAAUAUAACCAUUGAAUUAAAAGACUUAUUUUAUAAAUAUGUCUACUAAUUUCCCAGAAAAAUACUAGGAAUAUAACUAAAGUAAAAUCUUCUAUAUAAACAGAAAAUUCACUAGACACCGAAUCGCAAAAUAAUUUUACUUAACCAACGAUUAAGCUUGUACAUUUUCUAAAGAUGGCUAAAAAUUGAAAUAAGCAAACAUCGACAGCCUCGUACAAAGCCAUUUAAAAUUCUUUCUAAUUUUCGCGGAUACAAGCCUCUCUAUCAAUACCCCUUUGUAUCAUCAGCCCAUCUGCGCACACGUACAUGGCGCACACUUUGUAUUCCGGUUAAAUGCUCUUAGGGGACUCCUUCCCAGGGCGUGUAAUAAACGAACUUUCUUCCUUUCUCUCUCUCUUUCUCUCUGUUCAAGCAGUCGGACGUACCAAGCCGCCAAAUUUACCAAAGCGAGGAUAUACGAACCGCGGAGAACAAUCGUCGGCUAACGAACUCGACGCGCCGCUGCGAAUUCCGCACCCGUGGCUCUACGACCGCAGCUGAGCUCGAAUAUCGCGCAAAACACGAUGCACGAGCCCACGAUUGUUUGCCAAGAGGGACCAGGGACCUCUAUUUCGCGAGAAAAAAGCGUGCCGCUCGUUUGAAACACGGCUGAACAGCGACGCCAGAGGGAAACUGCGAGACUGGUUGGAUAACCGGAUGAGAGAGGGAUAGAGUCGGGACAAAGUCGGCUGGGAGGCUCAAGGACAGUUCCCCCACUGCGAAUCACGAUUGUCACGACUGCUGCUUCCGUGACGGUCGGUUGCCUAACUGUGCGAAAUGUAAAGCGGUGCUAAAGAGCGGUUGACGAAGAGUAGUGGGUGGAGGGGCGUAGAAUAACGGCGGUGGGGAAUGGCCUUCCGUGGCUCAAAGCAGCCAAAUUAGGUCGCCUCGACCUGGGCCUGGGCGCGUACUACACAGGAGGCUUGCCAAACUUAAUUUACAGAUGAUUUUUGCAUAUUUUAUGACAGUUUAAAAUGUUUAUAUAUUCCUUUAUAGACAACUCCGAUCUCCCUUGAUAGAAAUUAAUAUCCAAUAGAAGUUGUGAAUCUACAAAUCAAUUAUAUCAUUUACGUUUCGAUAUGUCUCAUAAAAUCUUAUAGAUCGAGUUACUUUUUAGAAUGCCUAACCAGAACAGUUUACCGAUCGUCUGACGGUAUGCGCUCAGUAUCGCGGGUUGACCAGACAUUUCGAACACGACGUUUCCCAGAAUGAGAGGGCCACAAUGGCGACCAAUUCUUUCCAACCUUUCGAAAUAAUCGUUGAAAACAAAGCCGUCACAGUCGCCGGCAACCUGCGCGAUUUGCAUUUGAAAACUGAACCGGUGCAGCCCGUUUCUACUCGGAAGACGAAUACAGAGUGUUCUAAAAUAGCUACCGCGGUCUGAAAAGAGACACUUUUUUUCCCCGUUCGAGUUCCAGCAAGUUUGGGACGGUCUAGCAUUUCCAAUCCCCAUUUAGCAUUCUUCGUCACCUUCUCCGUUCACAGAGGAUUUCCUCGAUGGAGUUCAUCGCGGGGGAAAGCUCACAUUUCGUUUCGCGUGGUUUUUGGAUACGAGAAGCAGUUUCUUGAGCGACGGUAGCAUCGACUUGGUCGAUGGAUGCCUCAAACUCAGAGGGGCCGAUCGAGAGAGUCUUCGAGCGACAUUCAUAAUCUUUUUAGCGUGUAUGAGUAAGCAUAUGCCGAAUUUUGUAAGCGGUUCUAGGAAUCGUAGCGACAGGUUCCGCUCGAUCGACACGUACACGGACGCAUACUUACAUAGAUACAGACGCAAAUGAUCGAUUGGUUAACGAACGAUUAUCUCGAAAAUUAUUAUGUUUUGUCCGAUUUGAAAAAUUCAUCGAAGUGGUAUUUUCACUUUUUCAUGUUACGAAUGGAAUUUCACUGUGAAAUCUAUUCCAAAACGUACUAUUUUCGGGGGACCGAUCAAUUGUCUGUGACUGCACGUACAUCCAUACACAUGCAUACAUACGCAAACAGACCCACACACACACAGUUUUACAAACGAAUCAGAUUAACUAAGAAUUUUCUAUUGUCCUAGACCGUAGGUACGAAAUAGCAGGUAAUUAAGCAUCGUAAUUGAAACGCUAUUAAGUGUCCAGACCGGUAGAAUUUAAGACUCGGGAGCUUGGCCAUCGAGUUUCCGAAAGAACGAACGCGCUUAAAGACGACUCGAGCCGAAUUUCGAUGGCCAGGCUCGUUUUUAGCAGGUUCUGUACGCCCGAGGUAGCUUCAUCUAAGAUUUAAACUUCGGAGAUAAAUCAGAACCAGUAAACGAUCCUAGGUAUAUAGUAAUUCGUAAAAAAAAGAAAAAUCAUACGUUAAGCGCGAGAUCGGCGACUCGAGGUGGUCGAGCACACAGAGGCUUAAGAUUAACGCUACCAAAGUGGAUUCUAGUGCCAAAAUAGUUCCUUAAGGUUUACUCGAGAGCAACUCGACAAACGUAUGCCGAACGACUAUACUCUUGAUGAUCUUAUUUAUUACUUGUGCGUUUUCGAGCAAAUGCUGCGUUACCAAUAUUUCAGAUUUUAUACGCUUCCGUUGAUUAGUGCGAACGUUUGUUGUUGAUACGGUGCUACUGCGUGCGAAUCCACGUGACGGGGACGCGAACCUCGUUCCGCGUUCGUCGCGCCCCAUUGGCGAUUAGGCGAGCCGUGAUCAGGCGAGGAUUUACGUCAGCGGUGCACAAAACAUUUUUCGGUCGGUGAGCCAAAUGAGACCUUAAUAAGCUAAAUAUUUCUCCCGAUGCAGAGACAAUUAACUUCUGGAAUUGAAAUUCAAUUAUCUCGAGUAAAGCCACGAUUUGGAAUACGAACAUUACUCGAAGAACUUAUUACAAAAUUAAAUAGACUUCGAUAUUUUUUAUAUUAUUAAAUAAUCGAAGAGGUAAGAUCGUUUAACUUUAAUUAUCAAAUUAAAAAGACUCGGAUUUUUACGUUAUUAAAUAAUCUACAGCAGGAGCAAAGCAAAAGAUCACUUAAACUGUGUCUAAUUUCGUUUUUUGAGCCAGAUAAAAUUAACAAUUAGAUUCAAUAAACCCAUUGUGCACCUCUGAUCUACGUCCUUUCGACUGCGUUUUGGAAACGAAAAUGGUUGGUCUUAAUGACUACUGGACACUGUUUCCAAAAAAGGAAGUUUCGCGAUUGGAAAGUUAAAAAAUAUCCGAGACUUUGCCGAAUUUAGCAUACAGUAAUGCUAGUAGCGUAAUUAUAUUUCGUUUGGCAAUAAAAUGAGGGAGAAAAUACCCACUGAGAAUAAUUGAGUUUCCAAAUUUAUUUAUUAAUUUACAAUCUGUGAUGCUAGAAGUAAAAGAUGUUACAAGGCAGUUAAUUAAAAAUGUAUUUGAAAUAAAAUUUAGUUGGUCUGGGAAUGAACAAUUAUUAUUUGAGUUAGUUAUUAACAAGGGGUAAUAUGUCAUUCACAAACGAAAAGUAAUUCGUUUGAGCAACGUUUCUGCAAAGUUUCGAAUUUUCAAAAAAUGUUCGAAUUGCCAAACUUCCCUUAUAAUUUCGCUAAAAAUCACUAUCCGAGCCGACGAAAGCGAUCACCAUUACACACUCAUCGAAUAGAUGAUAGACUAUAGCGCAUCUAGGAAUUAAGCACACCAUACGUAAGAAUUUAGACGUAAUCUCGAUCCCCGAAUCGAAUCGAUUAUUCAUUCCCCGACUCGCACGCGUUCCUACGUUCGAGUCUCUCCCCCAGCUUCUUCACAGAGAUGGGCAAAAUUGUCACCUGGAUAUCAAAUUUCGAUUAACGAGUAAAAGAUAUGUCACCGUUGAUCGGUUUAUUCGAUCAAAAUUUCAAUCUCAAUUAUGUUGGGUGAGUUAAAGCAAAGAAAUUAAAUGGUUUUGAAGCUUUUGUGAAAUUUUAUACUUCUUAGCUUAAUAAAUAUAUGAGUACAGUUCAGAUCGAUGUUUACGUAUAGUAGAAAUUUUAUUAGUCGUUCCGAGUGUUAGAACAAUUUUUGUUGUACUCUGAAAAUCUGAAUAAAAGAUAUUAUCUUUCGAAGCACGAUGCUGAUGAGCGGAUUGCAAAAUAUAAUUUGUGAUUUGUUUUAGUAAAAUAAUUUCCUAAUCAGUUAUAACAUUGAUAAAAUUGCGAAACAACGAUAAAUCGGUAAUCUGAACAACUACCGACUCACUCAAAUAACAUUACGAAUAAAUCACUGUUCGCAGUAUCCAUUCAUCUUUUAUUCGAGUCAAAUUCUGCCCAUCGCUGCUUUCACACACCGCUAAGGAAUAAGUCUAGUUUCCAGGAUUAGCGAUUCUCGUGUGGCUGUCGAUAGGUGGUGUUAGAGGUCUAACUGUGAACAAGCAUAAAUUUUAUAUAAGACCUGAAUGUCACGCGUAUUUCUAGAAAUAAUUCUCACCAAGUAGCUGGUCGCGUAGCAGGUCGAUCGAUCGACCGAUUUAGGUCGUUUUGUCGUCGAUCACGGACGGUCUGGGAACACGUCGAAUGCCGAGGAACCCUCGCGGAGGGGACAAUUCCGUCGUAACGGAACCAGACGUGCACCAGACGAUUCGAGUUCGACGCGUGAUCGAGUUACAAUUUGUAAGAGGAGACCAUUCUCUCUGUUCUUUGACGCAACGCUCUGGUAUUCUAUCGCAUCGCGCAUCACGAGUUCGUAAGGACGCAUUAGAGAUAAUUACUUGUAGAGACUCGUCUACGUAAGACUCGAUUAACGAUUAAGCGAGACGCGGAUCCCCUCGUGGGGGAUCCUGGCACACAACCGUUCCAUAUGAUCAAUUAAAUUCGAAUCGUAGUUGUUAAGCGAAUGGUGGACAGAGAGCAGUCAGUUUAAACUUGGAGGGCACGGAUGAAUAUUGAGCUUUCGAUCGCACCUAUUACGUUCUCUCACGUUCAGCUAUGUUCCAGCACGACAUCCACCCCCUGUCCUUCGUUUUGUCCUAUCGCUAACCCCGCCUAGGGGCAGAUCGAGACGAAUCCACUGGCCGUAUGAGGCGAACUUUGUCCAUCGUGCUGCAUAGUUGUACGCCCGAGGCACACGCGCAAAGUCAUUUUAGAAGGAACAUGUGGACGAUUCAUUUUCGCUAAGGUACCACGUUGUAUAUGUCAAUUUAUUUUGCAAAAUAAACCAUUGGACACGA
This is a messenger RNA of Hylaeus volcanicus, 9120 nucleotides long. RefSeq lists its product as uncharacterized. The record is from RefSeq and is a predicted model, not a curated record. Lineage: Eukaryota; Metazoa; Arthropoda; Insecta; Hymenoptera; Colletidae. Bases 1249 to 2976 code for a protein of 575 amino acids. The transcript is spliced from 8 exons.